AUGAACGCCGCCGCAGGCUGGAUCUGUCGACGAUGUCUCCUGCGCUCUUCCUUCCCCGCUAGGUCCGCCGCCUUCGUGCGCCGCCAGACCACCAAUGCCUCUCCGGACUCCGUCAUAUCGCCCACCGUGCUCAAGAGAGCACGCGCCGUCGCCGCCGAGCAUGCCCAGCUGUCCCAGAAGCUCGUCGACAGCUUCGACACCCGCACCGCGAAGAAAGUCGGCGAGACAGCUCCCAUCGCCGCCGCCCUGAAAGAAUGGGAAAAAGCGAACGAGUCCCUCACCGAGCUCCGCACCCUCCUCAACGACCCCACCGCCGAGCCCGAACUCCGCGACCUCGCCGCCGACGACCUCUCCUCCACCGCCGCCGAGCUCGCCCGCGCCUCCACCUCCCUCACCACCAGCCUCGUCCCCAAACACCCCUUCGCCGCGCUCCCCUGCAUGCUCGAAAUCCGCCCCGGCGCCGGCGGCUCCGAGGCCGCCCUCUUCGCCGCCGACCUGCUGCGCAUGUACCAGGCCUACUGCUCGCGCCACGGCCUGCGCGCCUCGCUCGUCAAAUACGAAGACGCGGCCGGCGGCGGCGACCCGCGCGGGUCCGACGCGCCGCUGCAGGAAGCCAUUCUCGAGAUCGACGACGAGGGCGCGUACGGCAGGUUUCGGUGCGAGGCGGGGGUGCACCGCGUGCAGCGCGUGCCGGCGACGGAGAGUAAAGGGCGCACGCAUACGAGCUCGGCGAGCGUGCUGGUGCUGCCGAGUUUCCCCGAGGGGAGCGCUGGGAGUAUGGAUUUCGAGGACCCGAAUAGUGAUUAUUAUAUCGAUCCGAAGGAAGUGCGGACGGAUAUCAUGCGCGCGAGUGGGGCGGGCGGCCAGCACGAUUCUAGGUCGCAGAGGGCGAAUCGGGAGAAGGCGUGGCAGGUGCUGCGGUCGAGGAUUGCGCAGUUGAGGAGGGAGGCGAGGGAGGAGGAGGCGCUGAAUUUGAGGAGGAGCGUUAUUGGCGUCGCGAAGAUGGGGAGGGAGCAUAAGAUUCGGACGUAUAAUUGGGGGCAGCAGCGCGUGACGGAUCACCGGAGUGGGCUGACGAUUCACGGGCUGAAUGAUGUGAUCGAUGGAGGGGAUAGUCUGGAGGAGGUCAUGGAGAGCGUUAGGCAGUGGAUGAGCGAUCAGGAGGUGCUGCAGAUGAUUGCCUUGCAGGAGAGCGAGGAGAAGAAAUGA
Lasiodiplodia theobromae is the source of this 1209-nucleotide messenger RNA. Its product is annotated as Peptide chain release factor 1 protein. The record is from RefSeq and is a predicted model, not a curated record. Lineage: Eukaryota; Fungi; Ascomycota; Dothideomycetes; Botryosphaeriales; Botryosphaeriaceae. Gene Ontology annotation, molecular function: translation release factor activity. Gene Ontology annotation, biological process: translational termination. The transcript has 3 exons. The coding region runs from base 1 to 1209 and encodes 402 amino acids.